Zea mays is the source of this 1404-nucleotide messenger RNA. RefSeq lists its product as uncharacterized. Bases 721 to 1275 code for a protein of 184 amino acids. The record is from RefSeq and is a predicted model, not a curated record. Lineage: Eukaryota; Viridiplantae; Streptophyta; Magnoliopsida; Poales; Poaceae. The transcript is spliced from 2 exons.
UGGAUCCGAGCCCUUCCUUUUCUGCAGGACGGACAGUGGCUACACCUACGGCGACCAGCUACCAUUGCCGUGCCAAGAUCUACAUGACGAUAGCAAUUCACGGUACAGAAGAUUUUGAACAGUGAAAUAAUCACAAUGUCGUUCAGGUGUUUAGGCGGACGAGAGAUCUGUAAUUUAUCAAGGUCGUACUCUGGAUAUCAGGUUACCACGCAGGAGCUAUUGCAAUGUGAAUCAAGCACAAUGUUGAUGAGGUCGAUGAGCGAACUGCAAAAAAACACAAUUAGAAUUAGUAUGUAUCUGCAACAUUUAAUAUGUGAAGGUAUAUACAAUAGGAAAGAUGGCUGGUGUAGUAAUGAGGUUUGAAUAAGCAAGCCAUGGAAAUGUGUUAGCCAAAAAUUAUCUAUUGGGGUAUUCGAUCCAGCAAGUUCCCCGUAGGGCCCAUAUGAGUCAACCUUGCUUUACAAUUUAAAUAGAUGUGCUGCAGUAUAGCUAUGCAAAUAUGUUAGCCAAAAGAAUAUUGGGAUAUUUGAUCAAGCAUCAUGCGUGCAUGGUUCCACAUGAGUCUACCCUACUUUACAAUCUAAACAAAUUUGUUGCAGUGUCGUUUGCGGCAAGCAAGCUAAGUAGCAAAUAUGAUAACCCAAAAAAAUCAGUUGGACAUUCGAUCGAGCAACCUCCGUGCAUGGUCCACACUAGCCAACCUUUCUUCCAUAACCGUUAAUGGAGAUCCCCAUGGUGAAGGUCGUACACCGCAAUAGUGCAUCCGCGCUAAGUAGAGCAGCGCGAGCGGAUGGAUGUGGCAGAAGAAUGGGUGGGGAGGCGGGGGAUCCAAAAACUAUAGGAAGCCAGCACCGACGGGCACCGCGUCUGCGCGAUUACGCAAGAGAUGACAAUGUUAGUGCGAAGUGGAGAACUGCGAUGCUUCAACUGAUGCAACCCUUUUGGAGGUUGGAGCUCGCCGCAUGCGUGCUGGCCUCUAUGCUUCAUCACGGAAGUGAAGAGGCGGAUGGGGAGAUGAAACGGAAGGGGCCUACUUGCUGUGCCGUCAUACAGAUGUUCAGAACACGGAAGCGAAGUGACGACGCAUGGGAGCUAGGGGUGUGGGCGAGCACCGGCUUCAGGCACGUGUCGUCGGCGAGGGACAGUCGCGUGAACAUAUAUUCCAGGGCAUUCAUCCUCUCCGCGUCCAUCUACUCUGUGGCGGCGGCGCCCGCGGAGGAUCGUCCUUGUCCGGCAAAGCCGCCACCUCGGUCUCGAACGCCGGUAAGGUGGUAGUAGCACCCUCGUAGGGGAGACGGGGAGGGAGAGGAGGCGGCGUGGGCAAGCGUGGGGGAGAGGCGGGUGGUGGUGAGGAGAGCGCGAGGAGAGAAAUUUGGAGUGGGAGGAAGCGCCUGGAAGAAUCCG